ACUCCACUGUUGUCGUGGCGCUUUAGGGGAAGAAGUUGUUUCGCCGGGCCCUCGUCCUGAAGUUGUGGUGCGCGUGACCCCUGGCUCCCUCCUACCUACCACUCUCCCGCUUUUCCCUCCCUCUUCUUGCAGGAUGAGGCGUGCAGGCCUGGGUGAAGGAGCACCGCCUGGCAACUAUGGCUAUGCUAAUAGUGGGUACAGUGCCUGUGAAGAAGAAAAUGACAGACUCACUGAAAGUCUGAGACACAAAGUAAAUGCUAUAAAAUCUCUUUCCAUUGAAAUAGGCCAUGAAGUUAAAAGUCAAAAUAAAUUCUUAGCUGAAAUGGAUUCACAGUUUGAUUCCACAACUGGAUUUCUAGGUAAAACUAUGGACAAACUGAAGGUUUUAUCCAGAGGGAGCCAAACAAAGCUGCUGUGCUAUAUGAUGCUGUUUUCACUGUUUGUCUUUUUUGUCAUUUAUUGGAUUAUUAAACAGAGGUGAUGCAAACGUGUGAGUUUGGGAUUUGUUCCAACUUCAGUGGCUUGGAGUACUACUUUGGUAAAAAAACAUCAUCAAAACAUUCCUAAUUUUGAGAUACUAUGGCUUUUUCCACUGAAGAUGACUAAAUUUUACUUGUUUUAUAAAUCACAUUAGAUAAUACAGUGCUCUUUGAAUAUUGUUUGUUAAUGACUCAUUUUUGCUCCUAUUUUCAGGGGUAUUGAAAUGGCCAAAAGUCAGUCUGGCCCUAACAUUUGUUUUUCUUUUGUUUACUGUCAGAUUAAAUAGCAGUACAGCAUUCUGUUGCUGCCAUACACGUGGGUUUAUUUUCCAUGUAGAGAAACUCAGUGGGAGAAUAAUAGAAGGCCUGAGAGCCUGCUGCUGAGCCCUUGAGGUGGUGGACGAGUUUGUGGUGGAACGAUAAAUGUAUACUCCUGAACUGACAUCCACCCUGAUGAUAUACCCCCCUUUCCUUUGUUAUUGGGUUAAAUUGUAAGCGGGUUCCUUUUUACCUAUAAUCUUUUCUAAUAAUUUUUGUUGGUGUGACUCCUCUUCCCCCAAAAACCUCGUUCUUUAAUGAAGCUUGUUAUUUUGUCAUAUGUCUGGUGCCGUGUCAAACAAAUGUUUAAUGCUAUAGUUGUUAUGUUAACUUUAUGCAUACCACUGACUUGGCUUAAAAGUUUUAUGGUUUUAGCUACUUAGGCCGUUUGGCUAUCAUUUGUGAGAGAAUAAUGUGAAGCCAACGCAAUUGCCAAGCUCCGAGUGAACAUAACACGUUCAGGAAUAACUAAUUGCCUCUGCUUUAUUAUGUGCUCAAAACGGACAAUGGAAAGUGCUCGGCAUUGAGUUUGGGGCUAAGAGUAUUGUUGCUUUAAUCCAAUAUACUUGUUUACAGAAAGCAAGACAAAGGUGGAAUGUUGAGUAGAAAGAAAUAGUAAAAUGUCCUUAAAUACUCUGUAUUGAUACUAUUUUGGAAUUUACUCAUUUAUGAGCUCCAAAAAUAAAUUUUUAAUGAAAUGAAA
Molecule: messenger RNA, 1500 nt
Organism: Phyllostomus hastatus (greater spear-nosed bat)
Lineage: Eukaryota; Metazoa; Chordata; Mammalia; Chiroptera; Phyllostomidae
Gene: BET1
Product: Bet1 golgi vesicular membrane trafficking protein
Exons: 4
Coding region: 134-481 (115 amino acids)
Biological process (GO): vesicle fusion with Golgi apparatus; endoplasmic reticulum to Golgi vesicle-mediated transport
Cellular component (GO): Golgi trans cisterna; SNARE complex
Molecular function (GO): SNAP receptor activity
Source: RefSeq, a predicted model, not a curated record